This is a messenger RNA of Alternaria hordeiaustralica, 2424 nucleotides long. RefSeq lists its product as uncharacterized. The transcript is spliced from 2 exons. Bases 1 to 2424 code for a protein of 807 amino acids. NCBI's taxonomy places the organism in Eukaryota, Fungi, Ascomycota, Dothideomycetes, Pleosporales, Pleosporaceae. The record is from RefSeq and is a predicted model, not a curated record.
AUGCACAAUGCGACGAUUGACGAAGAACUUGCCAACGACCGUUGGUAUGCCUUGAAGCAAGAGGAAGUUAAGGUCUUGGUCGAAGAAUUGUGCGACAAGCUCACGAGUGCGAUGCAGAAGUAUUCGUCCGUCGACCAACGCUUCCAGGAUCUGAUUGAUGCAGCAAAAAUCGCAAGAAAACUACCUGACAUCAGGCAUUACAGUGUGGCAAUACUUGGCGAGCAAGGCAUUGGCAAGAGCUCCAUCAUCAACGCACUACUCGAUCGAGGCCUUCUGGAUCGAUCAGGUUCGUCAAAAGCAUGCACAGCUUAUGCAACGGUACUUGAGUAUAAGCCCGGAGCUACCGACCACACCACUCUGAGCGAUCUUCUAGUUGUGUUUUUCACCAAAGAGGAGAUCAGAGAUUCUAUCAAGGAACAAAUGAAUCACUGGGUCGAGGUCUACCCUGGCGUUGAGCAUAAUGGUCAGCCCCUCCGAGGCGAAGACGAAAACGAUCCUGACGACAAUAAUGCUACUCAAACGCCACGGAAAAGGUUGUCCAAGACGAUGUCGCGUGCGAUCACUACUGCCAAGGAGUUUUUCGAGAUCAUCUUCAAUGUGCAGAAAAAUAAGCAGGCAGGUGUCGAGCUUGAGAGGGAACUCUAUCACACGAACAUCAAAGAGGGAAACUUCUUGAACGAUUGUUGCAAACGAGCCAAUGAUCGAUUCGCCCAACUUGCCACAGAGAUGAGCGAGGUGGACCUUGAAACUCGGACCGCACAUUUCAAGGACGUUCCUGACAACAGGCUUGGGAGAAAAACAAGCAAGAUCAAGGAGCUGUGGCCGUUCGUGAAGGAACUCAUCAACGAAGACAACAUGGGCACACAGAUUCGACAGAUCAACGAGCAUCCGUUCCCAGGCCUGAACGCACGCUUAGAGACCAUCGACGGACUCUACGAAGAAGGGGAUGCCGAUGAUAAUGUCAUCUCCGACAUGCUAGACGAGUUACUGAGAGAGGCCACAAUUGCUUACAUAAAGUAUGAGACAGCAAAUGUGCAGAGACAAAUGCAGCCUAAGGGAAUCAAGGUUUUCUCGGUAUCUGCACUCGCCUACACCUCAUCGAGAAGUCGCAUUCAGAAAGACACUCCUAUCCUUGACGACGACACGGCCGGUAUCUAUACGUUGAGACAUUUCCUAGCUACGUUGUCGGCAGCCACCAACUAUCGGAAUUUCUACGACCAUGUCCACGAAACGCUACCAUCAUUCCGAAGACAAGCUGAACGACCUUUGGAGAAGCACAUAGAAGACAAGAGUUAUGCUAAGAUGCGACGCGACUUGAAGGCUCAGAUCCAACCACUUAGGAACAACUUGAAGAAUCUGGCUGACAGCCCCCUGCAUUCUCUGGUAGGAAAGCCUUGGUCCCAAAACGAGGAACAGAGUAUCAUAAGUGGCAUACAGCAGCUGGUGCAGAACUCGUGGGUCCAUCCCUUGAUCUACUACCCGGGCUUUGCAAAGAUGCUCGCGGAGAACGGCAAACCAGUCUCCGGAAAGUAUAAGGGUUACAACAUGAACUAUGAGCUCCUUGGUACCAUGAAAAGGUUUCUGGACAAUUGGUAUAACAACUUGAACGCCAGCACCGUGGAAUUCGCUAUGAGCCUAUACAGGGUGCUUCAAAAACUGUUGCAGGAAACUCGAUCGGCCAUCACCCAGUCAUCCGCACACCCGGCUCUGAAACUAAGAGCUACUGAAGAGUUGGCCCUAGUAGAACGACGCGUCCAGGCGGCAUAUGACAUGUUGCUCGCUAGUCUUCGCGUCUCGCUUGGAGAAACUCAUCUGCGAUUCACCACGGAGAUCGACAUCUACUGUCCAAUAGCAACUGCAAUGAAGGCCUCCUACGACCUAGCCUCCGAUCGAAACAUGGUUGGCGCUGGCCCAGGAAUUUACAACAGGCAACGACAAGCGCUACAGAACUCGAUCAUCGGCAACCCAACCUAUGGAAACUACGGCUAUGGCCCGCCUGGCGAGGCGUUGCGUCCACUUCUCAAGAAUAUCGAAGAAAAGCUUCAGACCCACCAGAGAGACGCGUGGAAGACCGAUUGCGAUGCCUUCGUCACCAGCGCUGUUGACCUUAUUGAGGGAUUCUCAAAUACUGCUGAGCAGCUUCUCAUGAACUCCUCGUAUGUGACCGAAGAGCACAAACAGGCUCGUGGCGAGCUGAGGAAGCUACUCAAUGAUUUCGAUAUGAGCCUUGAAGAUGUUCAGGGCCGAUUCAUCGGCGGAGAAGAGGAGCAUACUGAGAAGAAGAUCAAGCGCGAGGAGACGGAAGAUGAGGCAUUAGUCGCAUCAUCUGCUCUCGAUCCGCUGGUCCCUUCGGUGCCAAUCUCGCAGAAUGAAGGUUGGACUCAGUUCCGCGAGUGGUUUGGUGGCGGUCGCCCUGGACAGUGA